Messenger RNA from Leishmania major strain Friedlin, 1368 nucleotides. Its product is annotated as putative aminotransferase. The transcript has a single exon. The coding region runs from base 1 to 1368 and encodes 455 amino acids. Gene Ontology annotation, biological process: iron-sulfur cluster assembly. Gene Ontology annotation, cellular component: cytosol; mitochondrion. Gene Ontology annotation, molecular function: cysteine desulfurase activity. The record is from RefSeq and is a predicted model, not a curated record. Lineage: Eukaryota; Euglenozoa; Kinetoplastea; Trypanosomatida; Trypanosomatidae.
AUGUGUAACGCUCACGGGCCUCCCCUGAAAAAGCGCAAGCCGCAGCCUCUGCCGCCGACGGCGUCGCUGCCCAUCUACCUCGACUACAACGCUACUACCCCGCUCUGCGAGGAGGCUUGGCAGGAAAUUUGUCGCGUGCGCAAGGCGUGGGGUAAUCCCAGCUCAACGCACCCGUACGGUCUAGCGGCAAAGUACGAGCUAGAAGAGGCACGCAAGAAGGUGCAAAAGGCGCUGCACGCGCUCUCAUCGGAGUCCAUCAUCUUCACUUCUGGCGGAACCGAAAGCAACAACCUCGCCAUUAUUGGCGGCUUGCUCGCCCUCCGUCAACGGCAGCCCAGCAGACGCUAUGUCGUCUCCUCCAACGUGGAGCAUCCUGCCGUGGCAGAGGUGCUAAAGUCUAUCGCGGGCAGCGACCUAGGGACCGGUGGAGCAGCCAGCAUCACCGACGGCGCCGAGGCGGCGUCGGGCACGACAAUAGAGACAGUACGCGCCGAAGUGAACCCUCAAACGGGUCGCCUGGAUGCAUCGACGCUGCGGGCGAUCCUGGAAAGUCUCCCUGGCGGUCCCGAGUCCGUCGCCCUCGUUUCCAUCAUGUUUGCGAACAACGAGAUUGGAGCCGUCAACGAUAUCAAGGAGCUGUGCCGCGUAACGAAGGAGCUCUGCGGGGCGGCGUGUCUUUUUCACAGCGACGGCGCCCAGGCUUUGGGGAAGGUGCCGGUGGAUGUGCAGGACACAAACGUCGACCUCCUUUCCGUCUGCGGACACAAAUUCCACGGCCCGAAAGGUGUUGGCGCGCUGUACAUCAAACCCGGUGUGACGGUCCACAACAUCCUCUUCGGCGCUGGUCAUGAGCGCAGCAUCCGGCCUGGCACGGAGAACGUGCUUCUCGCAGCGGGUAUUGCUGAGGCGCUGCUGUUCGCGUGCAAUAAUAUGGACCGCUUUUCAACUGUGAUGCGAGACACCCGUGAUGAACUGCUGCGCGUGCUCACGGUGGAGCUGGCGGCGUACGACAUGGGCCUCGUCGUCAACGGCGCCAUCGCUGUUACUCUGCCAAACACGCUCAACUGCGCGCUUUUCAGGCGGGUGCCGAACAGGAAAACGGGCUCGCCCGUCACCUAUAUAUCAGCGCAGCGGCUGAUCCUCUCCGCCGCGGAUGAGGUGUGCAUCUCGGCAGGCUCCGCUUGCCACUCCACGGCUGAGGGAGCCGAGAUCCUCGUCUCUGAUCCGCUCAAGGCGGUUCAGGCGAAUGCGGAUCGAGCGAUCGGCACCCUGCGCAUCUCCACUGGGCGCACCACGACCAUGGACGAAGUGCGACGAGCGGGUAGGAUAAUCGCGCGGCGGGCGGCGCAGCAGUUCGAGGAGUGCUGA